This is a messenger RNA of Rhagoletis zephyria (snowberry fruit fly), 1188 nucleotides long. RefSeq names its product piggyBac transposable element-derived protein 3-like. Gene Ontology annotation, molecular function: sequence-specific DNA binding. The record is from RefSeq and is a predicted model, not a curated record. Lineage: Eukaryota; Metazoa; Arthropoda; Insecta; Diptera; Tephritidae.
AAGAGAAAACGACAGCCAUAACGUACUUGUUGCAGAAUGUAUAACACGCGAUAAAUUUGAAUUUAUAUUGUCAAAUAUUCAUGUCAAAAACAAUGAAGAUCUAGAUAUCGCGGACCGAUUUUCGAAAGUAAGACCUUUAUUUGACCACCUCAAUAGAAAGUUUAUGGAAAAUAAUCAGAUGGAGGAAAUGCACUGCGUUGAUGAGGCUAUGGUUCCCUAUUUCGGAAGGCAUGGAUGCAAGCAGUUUCUACGAGGAAAGCCAAUAAGAUAUGGGUAUAAGCUUUGGGUAGGAUCAACCAGGCUAGGGUUCGUAAAUUGGUUUGAGCCUUAUCAAGGAGCAUCAACAAACAUAAGUGUGACAUACAGCAACUAUGGCGUAGGUGUUGCCGUUGUUCUAGAAUACGCUGAGACGCUGCGCAAGAAAUGGCGUGAUGAAAAAAUGCACAUAUUCUUCGACAAUUUUUUUACUACUAUUCCACUUAUGGAGAAACUUACAGACAUGGGUUUUCAAGCAACAGGUACGAUAAGAGAAAAUCGUGUAUCCGGCAAUCCAUUACUCGACUCGAAAGUACUAAAAAAGCAAGACCGUGGGUCUUUUGACUUCGCUAAAAUAACUGACCAUAAUAUCAUUGUCGUCAAAUGGAACGACAACAACUUAGUAUGCUUAUGUUCAAAUAAUUCUGGAGUCAACCCGAUAUGUAAUGUAAGAAGAUUUUCGCGAAAAGAGGGAAAACAUAUUCAGAUUCAGCAGCCUCAUUUAGUUCGCUUAUACAACGCAAAUAUGGGGGGUGUAGAUCGAUCAGACCAGAAUAUUGGCCUUUACAGAACAUCUAUCAGAGGAAAGAAAUGGUAUUUUCCACUUAUAACCCACUGCGUCGAUUUGGCAAUACAAAACGCAUGGCAUCUUCAUCGAAACAAUGGGGGUGUCCUUGAUCUGUUGAAGUUUAAAAGACGAAUUGCAACGGUUUUGUUGACGCAAAAUAGAAAACCACCAUCAACAUCUAGGGGACGACCAUCGGCAUUGGUAAAUAUUGAUAUCAGGUACGAUCGCCUUGACCAUUUGAUCAUAAUACAACCUAAGCAAACAAGAUGUGGGGAAUGUCAUGAUCGAACAACCACUAGAUGCCGAAAGUGUGACGUUGGACUUCAUGCAAAAUGUUUUGUCGCAUAUCACACAAAGUGAACUUA